Messenger RNA from Postia placenta MAD-698-R-SB12, 1494 nucleotides. RefSeq lists its product as hypothetical. Lineage: Eukaryota; Fungi; Basidiomycota; Agaricomycetes; Polyporales; Adustoporiaceae. The transcript is spliced from 2 exons. The record is from RefSeq and is a predicted model, not a curated record. The annotation marks the transcript as partial.
GAGAUCUGGUUGCUGAUCGUCGAUGAGCUCGGUGCAAAACGCGAAUACGACGCGUCGGAAGCCUGCAUCUAUGCUAGUGAAGGAUUUAUUGAGGAGAGAGCAGAGAGGUACCUUCCAUCCGCAGUGGUAUUCAGGACGCAGGAGGAGGUUGCGAAUAUCAACCUGGUGCCGCGUUGGAAGGGUCCAUACACAGUGCGCAUCGAGGGAGGAGUACGUGGAGGCGAGCGGCUUCCGAUCCCACAUUUGACGACAUUCGCUUCGAGGCUCGCGCGAAAAUGGACCCGCGCGGCAAACUUGAGGAUCUCGAGAGCGGAAUGGCGAUUGCAAAAUCUUGAUCAGCAUUCCGUCUUAAUCAAUUUAUCCUGCUUCGACAACGUCAAACGCCUCUUUCUCUAUGAUGUCACGUUCCCUUCGGUCCUGACCUUUUGGCGCCUCGUCUGCGCGCUCCCACGGCUCGAGAGGGUUCAUCUCCGUAACGUCAGAAUUGUUAGGACUGCCAUCAAUGCCAGGAUACUUGCAACAUUGUGCCUUUUGCCCGCUACUAGGGUGGUCACAAUUCACCUAUCACGGCCCGAGGAGUCCGGUGUCGAGCGGCCUGGAUCGACCGCAACGCGCUGUGCUGGGUUACUUCAGGCGAUAGUAGCGCAUACCAUCCCGUCUCUCAAGACGUCCCCAUGGAGCAAGAUCACAAUACUAGUGUUGUGGGAUGUUAUCCUUCCGACCGCUGGCGCUUUUUCACGCCUGCUCCAUGCCCUUCCCGCCCUCCAGGAACUCACCAUCAAGAGGCCAUGCAUGUUCUUGGCAAAUGGCUUUGAUUCCAAAUGCCUUCCUGAACACCCGGCCACGCUACCACAGUUGAGAUGUGGUGAACUGGGCGAGGACUUCUCCAUACAUUCUGAUCAUCAGUCCGUGCACGACCUCUUCAUUCAAACCGGCGCCGGUGGCCGUCUGCAAAGUAUCACGGCUUGGUUGAUACCGCCCUUGCGUGUAGCAACUGGCAUAGAUGUCGCUCUCAAUGGACUCGUCAAGCAUGCUGGCCAAUCGCUGCGUAAUCUUGACCUCACAGUACUCCCACAGGGCAGCUUCCCGCUGUCCAAUGAAGCAUCCACGUAUGCAGCUCCGAUACAAGCCUGUUGUUUUGAUGUCCCGGCGAAUUCACAUCUCAAGCGCCUUGAAUAUUCAGUCGAUACAACUCACGAGGGAAUUUCAUCAAUUGCCCCUCUGGUGGAGCUUCUUCACCAGGUCACAUCACCACAGUUGUUCAGCAUCGAUUUGUUUCUCGAAGUCAUGGACAAGGCAAACCUUGCAAAGUUAUGGACUGGCCUCUCACAUCUCGACGUUGCUCUCUCCAGAAGUAUAUUUGACAAGCUUCGGAAUGUCGAUAUAUACUUCAUUCUUGCAAAUGAUUCCAUACAUAUUCCCGGAACUAUGGUGAGGUCAUGCUUACCAAAUGAUACAACGGUCUAUACUCCUAUAUCGAUGCCUGACUCGUAG